AUGGUGGAUGUGAAGUGUCUGAGUGACUAUGGGUUACACAAGCAUCUUGUGAAGCUUGGGUUCACACCUGGCCCAAUACUACCUUCCACCAGAAAGACCUAUGAGAAGAAGCUAAUGCAGCUUCUGGCCUCGCCUCCCUGGGAACCGCCUGUCACAAAGAGACCCACAAGGCCGCAGGGCUCUGAGGACAGCGAUGACAGUGAAGAUCCAGCCGUAAAUAUCAUUUUGAAGGGAAAUGUCAAAUUCUCAAGAAACAAAGGCAAGGAAGGCAAGAAGAGACUUGAGGCUUCUACUAGCAAAAGAAGAAUCUUAGACAUCUACUACCUGAGCCAGAAGCCCACAAAGAAAGUCAGGUAUGCUGCAAGACCAAGUCCAAGGAUUAAGUGUAGCUGUGUCUCUGAAGAAGACUACUCUCGAUGCAACAAGAGAUCCAAGAGCAAGUCCCCAUGCCAGAACCCAGAGGACAGCUUCCUAUACCAGAGCUCCGAGAACGGCGUCCCAUGGAGCUUGAAGCUGGCCGUCCUUGGGAUUUUCUUUAUUGUGGUGUUUGUCUACAUAAUUGUGGAAAAGAAGCCACUCUUGGGUUAA
Mus pahari (shrew mouse) is the source of this 588-nucleotide messenger RNA. RefSeq names its product LEM domain containing 1 (gene Lemd1). The record is from RefSeq and is a predicted model, not a curated record. Lineage: Eukaryota; Metazoa; Chordata; Mammalia; Rodentia; Muridae. Bases 1 to 588 code for a protein of 195 amino acids. The transcript has 5 exons.